AUGUUCCUCACUGUCAAGCUGCUCUUGGGCCAAAGAUGCAGCCUGAAGAUAUCUGGAAAAGAAAGCGUGGCCAUGAUGAAGAAGCUGGUGUCUCAGCGGCUGCAGGUUCCCGAGGACCAGCAGCACCUGAUGUUCCGUGGCCAACUCCUGGCUGAUGACAAAUACCUCUCAGAUUACAGCAUCAGGCCCAAUGCCUCCAUCAAUGUUGUCAUGCAGCCUCUGGAGAAGGUCACACUGAACAAGGCCCACCAAUCCCAGCCCCUGUGGCACCUGCUAGGCCAGGUCUUAGCCAAACACUUUGGGCCCAAGGAUGCCAAUGCAGUGCUGGGGUUGUUGAGGGAAGAGCAUGAGGAGCGCCUGCAGAGACUGAGUCUGGAGGCCCUGGAGCAGCUGGUGGGCCAACUCCUGGCAGAGCAGCAGCUUGAGGAGCUGGCAGAGGAGGAGGAAGCAGCCCCAGCUGUGGCCUCAGAGCUCCAGCAACAUGAUGAAGGAGGAGGAGAAGAGGAAGAAGGAGAUGAUGAGGAGGAGGAGGCGGAGGCUGAUUAG
Molecule: messenger RNA, 546 nt
Organism: Nannospalax galili (Upper Galilee mountains blind mole rat)
Lineage: Eukaryota; Metazoa; Chordata; Mammalia; Rodentia; Spalacidae
Gene: Ubl4b
Product: ubiquitin like 4B
Exons: 1
Coding region: 1-546 (181 amino acids)
Molecular function (GO): protein binding
Source: RefSeq, a predicted model, not a curated record